AUGGAUGUAGAUAAGAACGGUGCACUCGCGGUUAAUGAAGGUCGCGAUGUUGCGCCACUUAUCAACUCUCUCCUCUCCCUCCCAUUCGUAGCCAAGAUCGCCACGCAAGACUGGCAUCCAGCCGACCACAUCUCCUUCGCUUCCAACCAUGCCGACAAGCAGCCCUUCGUCGACUUCGCCACCGUCGUCAACCCUGAUAAUGCCUCCGAGAGCUACUCCACACGCCUGUGGCCCGUUCACUGUGUGCAGAACACCACUGGCGCCGAGCUGAUUCCGGAGCUGGAGGCUGACAAGGUCGAGACCGUAAUCAAGAAGGGCACAGACCCGCGGGUAGAAAUGUACAGCGCUUUCUACGAUCCGUUUGAGGCGCCGAGGGUCAGUGACUCUGGGCUGGCGGGCGUCUUGAAGGAGAAGGGCGUCACACAUGUGUAUGUGGUCGGCCUGGCUUUCGACUACUGCGUAAAAUGUACCGCCAUGGACGCGGCAAAAGAGGGCUUCACCACAUAUGUCGUUGAGGAGGGCACUAGAGCAGUAGAUGCACCAAAGUGGGAGGAGUGCAAAGCAGAGCUGCAACAGAAAGGGGUUGUGGUUGUCAGCGCUGAUGGCCCAGAGGUUGCGAAGCUUAAGGGAUGA
Molecule: messenger RNA, 633 nt
Organism: Phaeoacremonium minimum UCRPA7
Lineage: Eukaryota; Fungi; Ascomycota; Sordariomycetes; Togniniales; Togniniaceae
Product: putative pyrazinamidase nicotinamidase protein
Exons: 2
Coding region: 1-633 (210 amino acids)
Source: RefSeq, a predicted model, not a curated record